Hyalella azteca is the source of this 851-nucleotide messenger RNA. Its product is annotated as dehydrogenase/reductase SDR family member 4. The coding region runs from base 1 to 531 and encodes 176 amino acids. Gene Ontology annotation, molecular function: carbonyl reductase (NADPH) activity. The transcript is spliced from 5 exons. Lineage: Eukaryota; Metazoa; Arthropoda; Malacostraca; Amphipoda; Hyalellidae. The record is from RefSeq and is a predicted model, not a curated record.
AUGACGACAUAUCAAGAUCAUUCAGAAGAGUUAACCGGCUUCAAUGAUGCGGCACUUAGUUUACAGGCUUGUUCGGAGUCAGUGUGGGACAAGCUCUUCGACAUUAAUGUGAAGAGCACGUGGGCGCUCACGAAACUCGUCGCGCCGCACAUGCAGAAGAAGAAGAAAGGGUCCAUCAUUUACGUAGGCAGCAUAUUGACUCUUGGUCAACUCAUUCCUCACAAUGCGGUGAGCGGCUACCUCGUCAGUAAGUCCUGCCUGCUGAGCAUGAGUAAAAUGGUCGCUCAGCAACUCGCUCCUGACAACGUGAGGGUGAAUUGCCUCCUGCCUGGUCUCAUCAAAACCCGUUUUGGCGAAGUGUUGCACGCGGACAAAGAAAUCUACAACAGGAUACUCCCGAUCAUACCUAUGCGCAGGGCUGGAGAGCCUCACGAGGUAGCUGGUAUGGCCGUCUUCCUGGCAUCGGACGACGCGUCCUACAUCACAGGGGAAAACUUUGGGAUUGGUGGCGGCACGCCGUCUAGGCUCUAGAACAGGGGGUUCUCAAACUGUGAUAUGCAUCAUAUGCGUUGGCAAGUGGGAGUUGCACGCAAAUUACCUUUCAGGUGGUACGCGACCAUAUGUUGUUUUGUGAAUGAUUUUAAUUUCAUUUGCUCCUGCACAAAAGAGUUUUCUGCUAACCACCAAUAACAAUUAUCAGGGUCCGGAAGUAGGCGUAGCGACUUACGUGUUGCGUAAGUGCUCCUAUGAAGAUGUAACUCUAGUAGUGUUAUUAUCGAAACCAUUACGCGGAAAGCAACAUAAAAGAAGUUGUGCGUAACUUCACGCCUGCUCGGAGAGAAGAAAAAAUU